Carassius carassius (crucian carp) is the source of this 637-nucleotide messenger RNA. RefSeq names its product zinc finger BED domain-containing protein 4-like. The transcript has 2 exons. Gene Ontology annotation, molecular function: protein dimerization activity. Bases 63 to 521 code for a protein of 152 amino acids. The record is from RefSeq and is a predicted model, not a curated record. NCBI's taxonomy places the organism in Eukaryota, Metazoa, Chordata, Actinopteri, Cypriniformes, Cyprinidae.
CUCUACUCGACCCCAGGUAUAAAAAUCUUUUUUUCUCUAACACCAACACUCCUGCAAAUGCCAUGGAGAUGCUGAUGCGUGAGCUGUUGAGGUCGUCUAGAGAAGAGGAGAAUCAUGACCUGCACGAACCUCCUGCCAGAAAACCACGCAGGGACCAGGCAAGCAGCAGCCUGGACAGUAUAUUUGAUGAAAUAGCAGAUGAGCAAGCACCAGUCUCUAAACAGAGCAGAGAUCAAGUAGGUUCUACUGCACAAUUAGAGACAUACCUAGGGGAGACCACAAUUUCUCGAGAAGACAAACCACUACAAUACUGGGCAGUUAACAAAGUGCGGUUCCCUACUCUGGCCAAAAUGGCAUCCAGAUACCUCUCAGCACCAUGCAGUAGUGUUGACAGUGAAAGGCUGUUCAGCUCAGUGUCACAUAUUGUGAAUGACAACAGAAACAGAAUCACAGCUGAUCAUGCAGAGAUGAUUUUGUUCAUCAAAAAGAACCUGCCUCUCAUUCUCCCAAAAAGUACCUAAGCUAGUUCAGAUCACAUUGCUGACUGAAAUGUUCGUUUAAUUGAAACAAGGGAGCUGUCACUGUGCCACAUAGUUUAAUUGUUGUUUAAUUGAAAUAUGCAGUAGUUUAAUUGAGA